GAGGGGCUCGAGUUCCGCGUCGUCUCGCAGAGCUGACUCUGGGAAGCGUUUGGGCCCAGAGAAGUGGAUCGGCAGCUUGCGCCGCAUGGAGUCCGAAUCGGAAACCGGGGCUGCUGCUGACACCCCCCCACUGGAGACCCUAAGCUUCCAUGGCGAUGAAGAGAUUAUCGAGGUGGUAGAACUGGAUCCCGGUCCGCCGGACCCGGCAGAUGAUCUGGCCCAGGAGAUGGAAGAUGUAGACUUUGAGGAAGAGGAAGAAGAGGAGGAGGGCAACGAGGAGGGCUGGGUGCUGGAACCCCAGGAAGGGGUGGUCGGCAGCAUGGAGGGCCCAGAUGAUAGCGAGGUCACCUUUGCGUUGCACUCAGCAUCAGUGUUUUGUGUGAGCCUGGACCCCAAGACCAACACCUUGGCAGUGACGGGGGGUGAAGAUGACAAAGCCUUCGUGUGGAGGCUCAGUGAUGGCGAGCUGCUCUUUGAGUGUGCAGGCCAUAAAGAUUCUGUGACUUGUGCUGGUUUCAGCCAUGACUCCACCCUAGUGGCCACAGGAGACAUGAGUGGGCUCUUGAAAGUGUGGCAGGUGGACACCAAGGAGGAGGUCUGGUCCUUUGAAGCAGGCGACUUGGAGUGGAUGGAGUGGCACCCGCGUGCACCUGUCCUACUGGCGGGCACAGCUGACGGCAACACCUGGAUGUGGAAGGUACCGAAUGGAGACUGCAAGACCUUCCAGGGACCCAACUGCCCAUCCACCUGUGGCCGAGUCCUCCCAGAUGGGAAGAGAGCUGUGGUUGGCUAUGAAGAUGGCACCAUCAGGAUCUGGGACCUGAAGCAGGGAAACCCCAUCCAUGUACUAAAAGGGACUGAGGGUCACCAGGGCCCUCUGACCUGUGUUGCCACCAACCAGGAUGGCAGCCUGAUCCUAACUGGCUCUGUGGACUGCCAGGCCAAGUUGGUCAGUGCCACCACUGGCAAGGUGGUGGGCGUUUUCAGACCCGAGACUGUGGCCUCCCAGCCCAGCCUGGGGGAGGGGGAGGAGAGCGAGUCCAACUCAGUGGAGUCCUUGGGCUUCUGCAGUGUAAUGCCUCUGGCUGCUGUUGGUUACCUGGAUGGAACUUUGGCCAUCUAUGAUCUAUCUACGCAGACCCUCAGGCACCAGUGUCAGCACCAGUCGGGCAUCGUGCAGCUGCUGUGGGAGGCAGGCACAGCUGUGGUUUAUACCUGCAGCCUGGAUGGCAUUGUGCGCCUUUGGGACGCUCGCACCGGCCGUCUGCUCACCGAUUACCGGGGCCACACAGCUGAGAUCCUGGACUUUGCUCUUAGCAAAGAUGCCUCCCUGGUGGUGACCACAUCAGGAGACCAUAAAGCAAAAGUAUUUUGUGUCCAGAGACCUGACCGCUAAAGGCUGCUGCCUCUGGCUUUGUGUCUGGUGUUGAGGGGGAUGGAGGGCGUCCCCCUCCCCACCAGCAGAGGCAGUAGGGUACCUGGGGGAGAGGAGGGGAGGGGCCUUGGACUACUUUCAACCCCUUCAAACUGACUUGCCCCCUCCCUGUCCCUUUCUUCUCUUUAGAGACCCACCCCCUCAGGCCCCUCCCUCCUUGCCCCUGCCCAGACCUGGCAGGUCCUUCAGAGGGAGUCUCUGAUCUCUUUCACUUUCCUUUGCUGGUGUGAGCCAUGGGGAUGUGUAUUUGUAUGUGGGGAGUAGGUCUUUGAGGUUCUCUUCCUUUCCUUUCCCAAGUCUUUGGGGGUGGAAAGGAAGAAGAGAUACUAGUUACAGAUUUUAAAAAUGUAAAUAAAAUAUACUUCCCAGA
Messenger RNA from Loxodonta africana (African savanna elephant), 1805 nucleotides. It is a transcript of the gene AAMP, whose product is annotated as angio associated migratory cell protein. Gene Ontology annotation, molecular function: protein binding. The coding region runs from base 86 to 1396 and encodes 436 amino acids. Gene Ontology annotation, cellular component: cytosol. NCBI's taxonomy places the organism in Eukaryota, Metazoa, Chordata, Mammalia, Proboscidea, Elephantidae. The transcript has 11 exons. The record is from RefSeq and is a predicted model, not a curated record.